Molecule: messenger RNA, 3549 nt
Organism: Dreissena polymorpha
Lineage: Eukaryota; Metazoa; Mollusca; Bivalvia; Myida; Dreissenidae
Product: puromycin-sensitive aminopeptidase-like
Exons: 20
Coding region: 102-2915 (937 amino acids)
Biological process (GO): proteolysis; peptide catabolic process
Cellular component (GO): cytoplasm
Molecular function (GO): metalloaminopeptidase activity; peptide binding; zinc ion binding
Source: RefSeq, a predicted model, not a curated record
ACUGUUAUGCGCGUCUGCAUAUAACACUAACCCACACAACUCCCCACAAAUACUUUUUGCACGAUAUUAAAUACUGUUGUAUCGGCGAAAAAAUACUUUUCAUGAAAUUCUGGCCACACGCCAGAAAAUACUUUAACCUAGGACGUUUGUUAUUCCCAAGAAACCAGGAAGUUCCCUCAGGAUUUCUCCAGUUUCGCCGGUCGGUGUCAGGGUACAAGUUUCAAUUGAUUAAGUUCAUAGAUAGCCAGCGCGUGAGAGGUUCUAAUUCUCUUCUCAUUGUUCAGAGACGCUUUCAAGUGACUAUGCCGACAGAGAAGAAACCGUUCGAAAGACUGCCGACGAACGUUCGACCCGUUAACUAUGACAUAACGCUGAAACCGAACUUGAAGGCUUUCACUUUCGAAGGCCAUGAGACCAUUACUGUGCAGGUUGCAGAGCCAACUCGGACAGUCACUCUGAACUGUAUUGAGAUUGAGGUUUCAAAUGUUAGCUACACGCCUGAUGGUGGUUCUGAGUUGGUGGGUGCCAUUACCUACAAGAAGGAGGAUGAACUUGCUGUCUUUACCUUCGAAGAGGAGUUACCAGCAGGUAAUGGACACCUGAAGGUGACGUUCACAGGGGAGCUCAAUGAUCACAUGAAGGGUUUCUAUCGUAGCAAGUACACGGGUCCAGACGGGGAGGAUCGGUAUGGGGCCUCCACGCAGUUUGAGGCCUCUGACGCGAGACGUUCCUUCCCGUGCUGGGAUGAGCCUGCGCUCAAGGCCACAUUUGACAUCACCCUGGUGGCACCAAAGAACAGAGUGGCCCUGUCCAACAUGCCAGUAGUUUCGGAGACAGAGGACACUGCAGACAGCAGUCUUAAGGUUGUCAAGUAUAGCCGGUCGCCCAUCAUGUCCACCUACCUGCUGGCGUUUGUUGUGGGCGAGUAUGACUACGUAGAGGCAACAGACAAGGAUGGGGUCCUCAUACGGGUGUACACGCCUGUGGGCAAGAAGGAGCAGGGGCAGUUUGCACUGGAUGUUGCUGUGAAGACCCUGCCGUUCUACAACCACUAUUUCAACCUCGCCUACCCACUUCCGAAACUGGACCUCAUCGCCAUAGCUGACUUUGCUGCAGGGGCCAUGGAGAACUGGGGCCUGGUGACCUACAGAGAGACUGCCCUCCUCAUUGACCCCAAGAACUCCUCAUCCACGGCCAAGCAGUGGGUUGCUCUGGUCGUGGGGCAUGAGUUGGCACAUCAGUGGUUUGGGAACCUUGUCACCAUGGAAUGGUGGACCCACCUGUGGCUCAACGAGGGCUUCGCCUCCUGGAUAGAGUACCUGUGCGUUGACCACUGCUUCCCAGAGUUUGACAUCUGGACGCAGUUUGUGAACCAGGACCUGGGGCGCGCCCUGGAACUGGACGCACUUCACACCAGCCAUCCCAUUGAGGUGCCAGUAGGAGCGCCAUGUGAGGUGGACGAGAUAUUUGAUGUGAUCUCCUACAGCAAAGGAGCCUCUGUGAUACGCAUGCUGCACGACUACAUCGGGGACCAGGAUUACAGAAAGGGUAUGAACGCAUACCUGACCAAGUUUGCAUACAAGAACACAUUCACAGAGGAUCUAUGGGCCGCCCUUGGGGACGCCAGUGGCAAACCAGUGGGCGAGGUGAUGACCACCUGGACCAAACAAAUGGGCUUUCCAGUCAUCAAGGUAACCCAGACACAGGAGGGUGACAGUAGGGUCCUAGAGCUCACACAAGAAAAGUUUAACGCUGACGGCAAAACCAAGGAGGGUGAGAGCACGGAAUGGAUGGUGCCUAUAUCAGUCUCCACAUCCACAUCCCCGGACACCCCAGUGCACACUGUGCUACUAGACAAGCCUUCCAUGAAGGUCACAUUGCCAGAUGUGAAACCAAACGCAUGGGUCAAGCUAAACAGUGGUUCAGUGGGGGUGUACAGGGUCCACUACCCAUCCGAGAUGCUGGAUGCCUUGAUCCCUGCUGUGAGGAACAAGACCCUGCCCCCAAGGGACAGACUCAGCCUUGAGAACGACCUAUUUGCCUUGGCAAGGGCUGGUCUGGCAUCCUCUGUGGACGUACUGAAGGUCGCGGAAGGCUACAUCAACGAGGACAACUACACGGUGUGGCAUGACCUGGCAAUGAACCUCGGUCAGAUGGCCUCUAUGCUGCAGUACACGGAGGGCAGCGAGGCAUACAAAACAUUUGCACGCCACCUGUUUGGACCGGUAGCUAGGAGCCUUGGCUGGGAGGCAAAAGAGGGGGAAAGUGUUUUGACGUCCAUGUUGAGAGAGCUUGCGUUGGUACGCCUUGGUCGCUAUGGUGACCCUGAUACGGUUGCCGAAGCUCGCAGAAGGUUUGAAGAUCACUUUGAGGGGAAAUCAGUGCUUCCUGCAGACUUACGGGUGCCGGUUUACACGACAGUCCUGACAAAUGGCAAUUCGGAGACCUUUGACAAAAUGCUGAAGCUGUAUGACCUUGCGGACAUGCAGGAGGAGAAGGUCAGGAUUGGUCGGUUGCUAGGCGGUGUCAAGGACGAGGCUCUCAUCAGGCGCACCCUCGAGUUUGCCAUGUCUGACAAGGUUCGAGCUCAAGACACUGUGUUUGUUCUGCCUGGUGUGACCUGCUCUGUGCAGGGUCGUGAUAUUGGCUGGAAGUUUUUCCAGGAGAACUUUGAUGAUCUCAUGAAGCGCUACAAGGGCAGCAUGCUCCUGGGUCGACUCUGCAAGUCAAUGACUGACGGCUUUGUAACUGAAGAAAAAGCCCAGGAAGUACAGGAGUUUUUCAAGUCCAAUCCGGCCCCGGGUGCGGAGAGGUCGAUCGAGCAGGCGGUAGAAAAUAUCCGCCUGAAUGCCAUGUGGAUGAAGAACCAGUCUGCCGGCGUCGUUGCCUUCCUAAAGGACCGACCAUCCGCCUAGACGACCAGUCGGAACCCACUAAUUUGAUGUUUUCUUGAACCAUGGAUAAACAUUAAACAUUGUUGAAGUCCGGUGACCAAUGUCUAUUGCUUUAUUGGCAACAACUUCUCUAAGUGCUCUAUAUUCUGUUUGAUUUUUUUAUUUAUAUUUUCAACUGAUUUAAAUGCUUAAAUUUGAAUAUAUUUUUUUCUGCUGAUUUAAAAUCUGAUUAUUUAAUUAUAGUGUUUUCUGAUUUAUGACCUUCAUUAGCUGAUUCAUUAUUUACCAAAGAUUUAGUUUAUGUGGAUAUCAAAUUAACCAUGGUAAAUCAUUAACCGAUGUGUAUGGAUUGUGUGUGAAGCAUGGUGGGUUUAUUUUUGAAAGUGAAAGGCUUGGCAAGACAUAAGUGUGCCUGACAUAGAAUUUCUAAGCAGAACUUUUUAAGAAGUCUCACCGGUUGCACUCAGUUCUUUGAUGCAUGUAUGUUUGUUUGCGUUGAUAGUGUCUCACACGCAGAAUUGCAUAAAUGGCCACUUUAUUGUGGAACCAGUGUGACUGACAAGUGAUUUUAGAAGACCAAUUAGUAUCUGCCAGGAUCGAAUUUAAAGUGUAGACAAAAAAAUAUGUAAGCAUUCGAAAUAAAUUAUUAAAGAGA